Molecule: messenger RNA, 1117 nt
Organism: Ixodes scapularis (black-legged tick)
Lineage: Eukaryota; Metazoa; Arthropoda; Arachnida; Ixodida; Ixodidae
Gene: Snx3
Product: sorting nexin-3
Exons: 4
Coding region: 241-741 (166 amino acids)
Biological process (GO): endocytic recycling; late endosome to Golgi transport
Cellular component (GO): early endosome membrane; retromer complex
Molecular function (GO): phosphatidylinositol-3-phosphate binding
Source: RefSeq, a predicted model, not a curated record
GCCGCGAUGGGGCGCGUCGGUUUUGGAAGUAGUCCGAGAUCAGUGGUGGACACCUGUUGGAGAGAAGCUAGUGUAACGAGGCACUGACCCGACCGACCCGACUGACUGACUCAACCGUCUGCCGGCUGAAGAUAGCCCAGCUUGCCAACUGCAGCGGCAACAGUGGGGAGCCGACGCAGCUGACGCCUGACGCCUGCUGCCAGCGGUCGUCGGCGAGAGAAGCACACCCCUCGCUGGAGGAUGGCGGCUACCGACGUGCCCCCGCAAGAGGCCACCAAGCGACUCCAGACCAAGAAGCAGACGCUGGACGACGCCUACGCGCCACCGGCCAACUACCUGGAGAUCGACGUGGGCAACCCGAUGACCCACGGCGUGGCCAGGAAGCGCUACACGGACUACGAAGUGCGGAUGCGGACCAACCUGCCCGUCUUCAAGAACAAGGAGUCUACGGUGAGGAGGCGCUACAGUGACUUCGAGUGGUUACGGAGCGAGCUGGAGCGCGACAGCAAGAUUGUGGUGCCACCGCUGCCCGGAAAGGCCUGGAAGCGGCAGAUGCCGUUCCGCGGCGACGAAGGCAUCUUCGACGACGAGUUCAUCGAGGAGAGGAAAAAGGGCCUCGAGGUCUUCAUCAACAAGGUGGCGGGCCACCCGCUGGCACAGAACGAGCGCUGCCUGCACAUGUUCCUGCAGGACCAAGUGAUUGACCGCAACUAUGUGCCGGGCAAGAUCCGCAACACGUGAUGGACAGUCGGCGCUCCCAGCCGCUCGUUACCUUGCCCGUCCGGCCACUGCGUCGAGAGGACCGCCGGAUCGUAACCUCGAGUCAUUCUGGUCCCGACGCGUCUGUGCGCGAGUCCCAGUGUCGGACGGAAUUCCUCCCGCUGUUGGUCGGGAUUGCGGGUCCGUGGUUUCCCCGUCGGUCGUUACAUUUCACUGCAGGUGCUGCGCUUGUAUCGAGAGCGAAUAAACUUAACGGAAACUGUUUAGCAACACGGUGCAACGCAGUUGCGGCGACCGUCGCUCCUUUUACGCGGACGGACCUCUUUAUUGUCGGGAUCUGAAUGACUUCUGCGGUAACUCUGUUGGGCACAUGUAAUAAAGUGUACAUUUUUGGCAA